Messenger RNA from Gastrolobium bilobum, 1967 nucleotides. RefSeq lists its product as uncharacterized. The transcript is spliced from 7 exons. Lineage: Eukaryota; Viridiplantae; Streptophyta; Magnoliopsida; Fabales; Fabaceae. Gene Ontology annotation, molecular function: DNA binding. The coding region runs from base 369 to 1748 and encodes 459 amino acids. The record is from RefSeq and is a predicted model, not a curated record.
UGAAUCUUCUGUCACUCUGCUCCCAAAAUCUUUCAAAACAAGAGAGAGAGAGAGAGAGAGAGAGAGAGAGAGAGAGAGAGAGAGAGAGAAGCUGGAAAGUUUAAGUUACAUAACAUAAUUGAGAUAUUCAUAUGCUGUUUCCACAAAGUUAUAUUAUAUAUGCAUUCUGACUGAAUGAGCUUCUAUGCCUUUGUUUGGUUGAGAUUGCAAAUGCACACCCCUUAUUCCAAUAUGGAAAACUAUCAUCAGUUUCUUUUGCCUUUGCCUUUGGCAAUGAGAAGAGUGUUGUUUGUGCUUGGAAAUCCUUGGAUAAACUUAAAAAGGUGAACUUUAAUGUUGGGGUUGUUGAUUUUAGAAGGUGUAGACUUAUGGCAGUUGCUACUUCACUUGAACCAAAGAGGUUGGCUGCAAAGGAAGAAUCUUCUAAUGAAGAGUUACAAGAACUUGAUGAAAGGGAGACGUUGAGAAGAAUGAGGAUUUCAAAAGCUAAUAAAGGACAAACGCCAUGGAACAAGGGGAGAAAGCACAGUGCUGAAACUUUGCAGAAAAUCAAGGAAAGAACAAGGCUUGCAAUGCAGAAUCCUAAGGUCAAAAUGAAGUUGGCUAAUCUUGGGCAUAAACAGACUACAGAGACAAGGAAGAAGAUAGAUACUUGUUGCAUUGAGUGGCAGAAUUUAAUUGCAGAAGCUUCUAGACAAGGCUAUGUUGAUCAGGAAGAGCUGCUAUGGGAUUCCUAUGAAACCUUAGAUGAACAGCUCAAGCUGGAAUGGUUGGAGAGUGUCAAACAAAGGAAACAAAUGCAAAGGGAACCAGGUAGCAAAAGAGCACCCAAGAGCCCUGAACAAAGAAAGAAAAUUGCAGAAGCCAUCUCUGCAAAAUGGGCUGAUCAUGAAUACCGCGGAAGAGUUUGCUCUGCAAUGGCCAAGUUUCAUGGAACUGAAAUGAAACCAAGCAGGCUAACUGACGAUGGACAGUCCACAAGGAGGAACAUUGUAAUGAAAAAGGAUAUCGAUACUGACACUAGUGUUAAAAGAGGAACUGAAAUUCCUAACCAGAUCUGGUUGGAAAAAAGCAAAUCUCCUGCCCAUAAUGAUUGUUUGAUGAGUUCAAAGCCGGAGAUGAUAAAGAGCAUUAGAGAACAGAGAGCUGCUGCAGAAACCAAACUGACCAAAGCCAUUGAACGAGCUAGACUAUUGAUUGCUGAAGCUGAGAAGGCUGCCAAGGCACUUGAGGUUACUGCUACAAAGAGUCCCAUUGUUCAAGCUUCUCUCAUAGAAAGUAGAAAGUUUAUAGCUGCUGCAAUUCAAUCACUUGAAUCCAUUGAUACACAAGGGUUAACUCUGAGUAAUGUUCCUUCUGUUGCUUUGAGCAAGGUCAAUGAGGAAAAAGAUUCAGAAUUUGAAGCUCUAAACCAAUUACAUAUGGUCCAAGUAAACGGGCACAAAACCUCUUCAUCAAGUGACUACAAGUUCUCUGAAGAUUUUGUCAAAAUUUCAUUGCAGAAGUUCGAUAUAGGUGAUUCAGAACUUCACCUAAAAAGUACCAAUGGCUUUGCUUCCUUCCCUGUCGGUUUUAAGGGUAAUAUAGAGGAAUCCAGUUCAUCAAAUCAACAAAGGGAAACAGAACUGAAUCAGAGUAGUAUUGAGUCCAUUAAAGAUGAAACACUACCUAAAUCAGCUACUGUAACUAAAAAGUGGGUUCGUGGAAGGCUUGUGGACGUGGUUGAAGAGAAACAGGAGAUUUGGUAGAUCAAGCUUUGUUCAUUUAUCUACCUUAAUAAACUCUUUGCCUUCCCCACUUUGGAUUUUCCUUACAAACCCUCUGUUAAUGCUUUGAAAGGAUUAAGUUUUGGAUUGUCCCUAGAAGUAGUCAAACCCAAAAUGAGUCUCAUUGUAUGUAACUAUCCUAAUUUGGCUAUGAUAUGUCAAAUAUAACUUCUUUAUUAUAUAUAUCCAGUGGUUUAUCUA